AUGAUGAUUAGCGACAUGCAACUCGGUGUGAUGGCCAAUGCCUUGGGCGUAGCCAUGCUUCUGCUCGUCGUCCUCUAUCACUACAUCACUGCUAACAACCAACGACGCCUCAAGAAAUCUGUGGAUCGUGUGGGAUGUUUUACAGCUGUCAGGAUGACUGCAGUGGCGAAACUGAAUCGUUAUUUCCGAAGACUUAUUCGUUUCCGGCAAAUGGAUUUUGAAUUUGCGCUAUGGCAAAUGAUUUAUCUGCUUAUCAAACCACAAAAAGUUUACCGCAAUUUCAUGUAUCGUAAACGAACAAAGGAUCAGUGGGCUCGUGAUGAUCCAGCAUUCCUAGUACUUCUUGCAGCAGCUCUGGCCAUAUCGAGCAUUUUGUUCGCCUGGGCCAUUCAGCUUUCAUUCACUGGCUUCAUCGCCUUCUUCUUGUGGGUCGUUUUUAUCGAUUGUAUUGAUCUGAUAGGUUUUGAUUCGUUUUUGCCUCGACUUCUUGGUAAUACGAUUUGGUUUGUCGCUGUAGUUUACUAUAUAUACAUCACAUUUCUGGGAUACACAGCACUUCCGAUCCUGAAGAAUACGCACAUCUUUUUAUAUCCGAUCACAUUUCUUUUCAUAUUUUACGUAGCAACGGUGACAGCUGGCUGGAAUAUUUCGUUAACAGCAAUGGACUUUUAUCAUUUACGAGCUGAAAAUAGGCAAAGAGGACAUUGA
Gongylonema pulchrum is the source of this 708-nucleotide messenger RNA. The record is from the annotation of a GenBank genome assembly. Lineage: Eukaryota; Metazoa; Nematoda; Chromadorea; Rhabditida; Gongylonematidae.